UGAAAAUCAUAUCAUCUCAACUUGAGAUAAGCAAAGUUAAAAAACAAAAACUUCAAAAUGGUUUUUAAAAUGUAUUUAAAUUUACUAAUCCUUGCUAUUACAGCAACUAAUUAUGUUUCCACCCGAUCUAUGGGCUCAAUGCCAGGCAUGGAACUCGACGUGAACAUGCCGAUGGACAUGAUGUCAAAUGUAUUGGGUGGUAGCGCAUUUGCUGGUUCAAACGCAGAUACAGAGAAUGAAGGUAGUGAAGCAGCUUCCAAUGCCGAAUCCACAGCAGGUGCCAAUGCAGAGGCAACGACUUAUGAAGAACCCGAUGGAGAGGAUGAUGGGUUAACUUAUGGAAAUGAUGAAUCAGAUGCUGACGCAAAAGCAACAGCAGAAUCAGCAGCUAAAGCCGGCUCUGACAAUGGUAGCGGUAACAACGGAGGAAACGGUUAUGGCAACAAUGGAGGAUCAAGCUCAGCAACAUCAUCGUCCUCAGCAUCAGGUUCAUCAACUUCAGAGGGAUCUGACAACGGUAGCGGUAACAACGGAGGAAACGGUUAUAACAACAAUGGUAACAAUGGAGGAUCAAGCUCAGCAACAUCAUCAUCAUCAGCAUCAGGUUCAUCAACUUCAGAGGGAUCUGACAACGGUAGCGGUAACAACGGAGGAAACGGUUAUAACAACAAUGGUAACAAUGGAGGAUCAAGCUCAGCAACAUCAUCAUCAUCAGCAUCAGGUUCAUCAACUUCAGAGGGAUCUGACAACGGUAGCGGUAACAACGCAGGAAACGGUUAUAACAACAAUGGUAACAAUGGAGGAUCAAGCUCAGCAACAUCAUCAUCAUCAGCAUCAAGUUCAUCAACUUCAGAGGGAUCUGACAACGGUAGCGGUAACAACGGAGGAAACGGUUAUAACAACAAUGUUAACAAUGGAGGAUCAAGCUCAGCAACAUCAUCAUCAUCAGCAUCAGGUUCAUCAACUUCAGAGGGAUCUGACAACGGUAGCGGUAACAACGGAGGAAACGGUUAUAACAACAAUGGUAACAAGGGAGGAUCAAGCUCAGCAACAUCAUCAUCAUCAGCAUUCAGUGCAGCAGCUUCAUCAGCAGCAGCAGCAUCAGGUUCAUCAGCUUCAAACGGUAGCGACAACAACGGAGGCAACAACGGUAACAAUGGAUCAUCAAGUGCAGCAGCUUCAUCAGCAGCAGCAGCAUCAGGUGCAUCAGCUUCAAACGGUAGCGACAACAACGGAGGCAACAACGGUAACAAUGGAUCAUCGAGUGCAGCAGCUUCAUCAGCAGCAGCAGCAUCAGGUUCAUCAGCUUCACACGGCAGCGACAACAACGGAGGCAACAACGGUAACAAUGGAUCAUCAAGUGCAGCAGCUUCAUCAGCAGCAGCAUCAUCAGAUGCAUCAGCUUCAAACGGUAGCGACAACAACGGAGGCAACAACGGUAACAAUGGAUCAUCAAGUGCAGCAGCUUCAUCAGCAGCAGCAGCAUCAGGUGCAUCAGCUUCAAACGGUAGCGACAACAACGGAGGCAACAACGGUAACAAUGGAUCAUCGAGUGCAGCAGCUUCAUCAGCAGCAGCAGCAUCAGGUUCAUCAGCUUCACACGGCAGCGACAACAACGGAGGCAACAACGGUAACAAUGGAUCAUCAAGUGCAGCAGCUUCAUCAGCAGCAGCAUCAUCAGGUUCAUCAGCUUCAAACGGUAGCGACAACAACGGAGGCAACAACGGUAACAAUGGAUCAUCAAGUGCAGCAGCUUCAUCAGCAGCAGCAGCAUCAGGUUCAUCAGCUUCAAACGGUAGCGACAACAACGGAGGCCACAACCGGUAA
Molecule: messenger RNA, 1827 nt
Organism: Tetranychus urticae (two-spotted spider mite)
Lineage: Eukaryota; Metazoa; Arthropoda; Arachnida; Trombidiformes; Tetranychidae
Source: RefSeq, a predicted model, not a curated record